This is a messenger RNA of Dacryopinax primogenitus, 1610 nucleotides long. RefSeq names its product MFS general substrate transporter. Gene Ontology annotation, molecular function: transmembrane transporter activity. The transcript has 7 exons. Gene Ontology annotation, biological process: transmembrane transport. The record is from RefSeq and is a predicted model, not a curated record. The coding region runs from base 1 to 1494 and encodes 497 amino acids. NCBI's taxonomy places the organism in Eukaryota, Fungi, Basidiomycota, Dacrymycetes, Dacrymycetales, Dacrymycetaceae.
AUGGGCGCUCCACUAGGAGAGAAAGUGUCAAAACCUGGGCGGGUACUUUCUGACCCUCAGCAGGCGGGCAAUCUUGAGCGGUCUCUGACGGAAAGCACAGCUAUACUGGGUUAUUCUGUCUAUGAGCCCUGGAAGAAAUGGCUCAUCGUGGCCCUAACCUCCCUCGCAGCCAUGUUCUCCCCCCUCUCGUCGAACGUCUACUUUCCCGCUAUCCCCGUGAUCGCAACCGCCUUCAGCACCUCAAUAGAGCGCAUAAAUAUAACCGUUACAGUGUACAUGCUUCUUCAAGGCCUUUCCCCAGCAGUAUGGAGCGGGUUAGCGGACUCGCGACUCUGUGGCCGCAGACCGGUGUACUUGGCUUGUCUUGCCCUCCUCGCGCUGAGCUGCGUUGGGCUUGCAUUCACUCCGGUUGAUGCAUAUUGGCUGCUGGUGCUUCUGAGGUGCUUUCAGGCAGCUGGGUGUGCGAGCGUGAUAGCUAUCAGUAGUGGAACGAUCAUGGAUAUAGCGGCGCCGGGUGAGAGAGGGAUCUUCCUAGGUGUGUCGAGCUUGGGUGCGAUGUUCGGCUCAUGUAUCGGACCAGUGAUCGGUGGUGUCCUGGCGGGAAGAUACGGCUGGAGGGCGAUCUUCUAUUUCCUCCUUGCCGCCUCAGCGCUCUGUUUCCUCCUCGAGCUUCUCUUCCUGCCCGAAACCCUACGCGCGAUCGUGGGGGAUGGCUCUCUCCCCGCUCCGCGUUGGAACCGCCCACUCCUGCCUGUUCUUGGUCAAGCAUGGCGAGAGGGUAUGCACGACGGCAAGAGUUCAGAGCUGCCAAGACGAACGGGCCCACUGGACUUCGUGAAACUGUUUACACAUAUAGACGUUUGUUUAAUUCUAUGGACCAAUGCGGUAUCAUUCACCAUGUUCUACUGCAUUCAAACCACCCUUUCUCCUCUAUUUCUCGCUGCCUAUCCCUCCCUCACCGAAACCGAAAUCGGCUUGUGCUACCUCGCCUCCGGCGCCGGGUGCAUCGUCGGCGCGCCGCUGUCUGGCCGGCUGCUUGACAUUUCCUGGGCACGGGAAGAGGCACGGGUGAAGCGAGAAGGGGGACAUGUGCGCAAGGAACAUGCACGGUUGAGCUCGUCACCCAUCUAUUGGGGAUUGAACACUGCGGUGUUGGCCGCUUAUGGUUGGUGUGUGCGCUUCGGAGUCAGUGUGGGCGUCACGUUGUUGUUGCAAUUUUUCGCGACAUGCAUGACAAUGUGCAUUUUUACUGUCAGUCAAACGCUAUUGAUGGACCUCUUUCCCGGGCGAGGAUCCGCAGUAGGCGCUGCAAACAACAUCGUCCGCUGUCUUCUAGGCGCAGUAGUGAUUUCCGUCAUCGAUUUCGUCAGGUUGGCAAUUGGACCCGGGUGGACCUUCACCGCGCUUUCGGUGUGGUGCGUACUGACGUAUCCUUUGGUCCUGCUGGAGUGGAGGUACGGCACACACUGGGCGGCGAAACGGAAGUCGACGUAAUGCACUCUGUCGGAGGAAGUCCUAAUAGAUAUGCCGAGGCGCGCAUCGACUCAUUGGGAGGACACUUAGGGACGUGUUGGGUACUUGAUCGUGUAAUCAAUCGCAUAUACAUUCAC